This is a messenger RNA of Hemicordylus capensis (graceful crag lizard), 2752 nucleotides long. RefSeq names its product gap junction protein beta 7 (gene GJB7). Lineage: Eukaryota; Metazoa; Chordata; Lepidosauria; Squamata; Cordylidae. Gene Ontology annotation, cellular component: connexin complex. The record is from RefSeq and is a predicted model, not a curated record. Gene Ontology annotation, biological process: cell communication. The coding region runs from base 638 to 1435 and encodes 265 amino acids. The transcript is spliced from 2 exons.
AAGAGCAGUAUGACAGCAGCUGAAUAUGUACCUUAGGAUCCCAGCCUCCCUCCACAGAGCUCAGAGCUCUGUAUGUGGAAUUUCCUCCAUUUCAUCUUCACAAUCGAUUUUGUGAGGUAGAUGAGAAAGAGUGACUGGUUCAGAGUGAGGCAAUGAGCUUCAUUCCUGAUCAGGAAUUUGAACACAGGUCUCUGAAGGCCAAGCCUCACACACUAUCCACUAUACCACACUGUCUCUCAACUAAGCCUCUACUCAAAGAGCUUCCAAAUUGUACUGUACAGUAUCAGAAGACUUGGUGGGUUGCAUAUGAUACUUAGAAAAGAAACAAACAUUUGAGCAGCAGUAUGUGCCUCUAAACAUUUGCCCAAGUUUCUGUUUGCUUCUGAUACUUUUCUUGACAACAGGAGACAUGCUGGGUGUUCUCAUUUGAAUAGUAUGCCAGAAGAAAUGAUCAGGUUACACCUGUUUAGGUUAUACUGCCUAGGAAACCAGUGAACUCCAUUUGCAAAGGUUGAGACUGUAAAACUGCCUCUCUGGGGAAAUGAAUCAUUAAUGUUUCAUGGUACCAGAAACCUGCUGUGUUUUUUGAAAACCAUCUGCUGCAUUACAGCUCUUUGUCCUGCCUGAAGCAGAAACAAUGAGCUGGGGAUUCCUCCGAGAUAUCCUAAGUGGCGUGAAUAAAUAUUCAACUGGAAUUGGUAGGAUUUGGCUGGCUAUCGUAUUUAUAUUCCGCCUGCUUGUCUACGUGGUGGCAGCAGAACAAGUCUGGAAGGAUGAACAGAAGGAAUUUGAGUGUAACAUUAGACAACCUGGCUGUGAAAAUGUGUGCUUUGAUCACUUCUUUCCAGUCUCCCAAGUAAGGCUUUGGGCCUUGCAACUGAUCAUGGUCUCCACCCCAUCACUUCUUGUUGUUCUCCAUGUUGCUUACCGAGAAAACAGAGAAAAGAGAUACAAAAAGAAGCUGUAUAAGAAGCCAGGAAGCAUGGAUGGAGGAUUGCUCUGCACCUAUCUCAUCAGCCUCCUUUCCAAAACUGGGUUUGAAAUUGGUUUCCUCUUUCUGUUUUACAAGCUGUAUGGUGGCUUCAAUGUGCCCCGCCUUGUGAAAUGCGACAUGAGUCCCUGCCCCAAUACUGUUGACUGCUACAUAGCCAAGCCCACUGAGAAGAAAGUCUUCCUGUAUAUUGUGUUGGUGACAUCCUGCCUGUGUAUUGUCUUAAAUGUCAUUGAAUUCAGCUAUUUGAUUUUAAAAUAUACCAUCAAAUGUUGUUUAAGGAGACACCCAAAGUCUGAUCGAGAUGCCAAAUAUGGACACAAAAACUUGAAUUCUAUGAAUCACAAUGGAACAACCUUGCACCAUGGCAAUGAUUUAGCCACUGACAUUGAGAUCCAAGAAGAAAAUAAAAGAAGCCUGCCCAUCACUCUGCAGGAGGAAUAAAAGUACUGUUCCAUGAUGUUAAAUAAAAUGCAUUUUAAUAAUCUUUUAAAUCUAUGUUCGGAUUAGUCAAAGCCAGCCUGAGGAUUUUAACCAGUAGAAAAAACAUUUUAUCUUCUACCACACAUGAAAUUAUGCAAGUUGUUCAUGGAGUUUAAUAAAGAUGCAAAAACUGACAUUUUCUUUGAGCUGUUGUAUAAAUCCUGAUGUUCCUGCUAAUAAAUAUUGAAAAGAACAAGCAGUCACUGGGCAUGUUUUGAUAUAAUUCAUUAGAAAAAGAGAAGUCUGUUUUACUGUCUUGAAGAUUUUUUCAAGCCAAAGAAAAACAAUGCUUCCCCAUUAGGGCAACCCUGCCUGUGGUGGACCAUAGUCAUUUAAAGCUGUCAGUGUUCAGCAACUACUCACUGGCUUUUUGUACUGUGUGCAGGAAAUCCACCGGUCAGGAUUCUCAGGUCCAUCACCUACCAGAUCUACAGAGACUACAGCAACAGAGACUUCCAUAGUUUGACCUAUGCCCUCUGCUUCCUGCUGACUUAUGUGAGGACAUUGAUAGGACUAGUCAAAACAAGUUUCAUGACAAGCUCCAGCAUCAAUCAAAACUUGUUCCCUUCUGCUCAUAAUUUCAAACCCUUUGCAUUUUCUAGCAGAAAUCAGUGGAUAACCAUACACAUUUACAGAUAACAAGAGACCAUUAUACUGAGAGUCACUAUACUAGCUAUGGCUUACUUGUUAUCAUUAUUCCUAAGGGUACAGAGAAAAAUGGAGAAUUAUUUGCUAAAGUCUCUCACCAUGUUCAGGCUCACAGUCCCAAAUGAUGUGUUUGGAAUCAAAUAAGAAUGUUGGUGGAAAUGUAAUUUUUAUCUUGUAAUGUAGCUGCACAGUUUGACUGUUACAGAAUUUUGGAGUGGGGUUUUUGGGGGGGUGUUUUUGUUUUUGUUUUAAUGACACUGCCUUUGGCAUUGAGGAAGUCUUCUCUGUGAAACGCGGACAGUGGCUCUAGAGAAGGACUGAGAGCUCUAUGGAGUAAAAUAAUGUUAUCUAUGGAUCAUGAGAUACUAUAUUCAGGCCUACUUCCAUUUGUAAGUUUUAAAACUAAAUGUAGCCAUGUUUACAGAUUUUUCUUCACAUUUUAAAAACCCAAGCACAUGUACCAACUCAUUCUCAUGUGAUAUCUACUAGAAACUACCACCAGAAUUUUGUGUGCUGCAUGCUUGGCUCCAUUUGACUUCCACUUUCAGGUUUAUUAGCAUAAAUACAUUGGCCAAUCUUUUGAAAACUGACUCGUUUCCAUCUCAUUUCCCUAUGGAAUCUCUCUCUCUC